Bombus pyrosoma is the source of this 477-nucleotide messenger RNA. RefSeq lists its product as uncharacterized. The record is from RefSeq and is a predicted model, not a curated record. The transcript has 4 exons. Bases 1 to 477 code for a protein of 158 amino acids. NCBI's taxonomy places the organism in Eukaryota, Metazoa, Arthropoda, Insecta, Hymenoptera, Apidae.
AUGUUCCGUUUAUUUCUGUUGCAAACUACGAUAAUAUGUUUCUUUAUCUGGAGAAUCGAAAGUAUCCUUCUCUUUCCUGCGAGGUCGUUGUUCCAGGUAACUUUACAACUCGAGCCUACAAUAAUACCGGCCAGGCAGUCGAGGGAUCUGAAUCUGCAGGACACUUACGCGGCCAUCGAAAAUUUAUUGAAUCGGCACGGCUGGCAGGACGGUAGGGAGUGUCUUUUAAGGACCAUUUGCGAGCUCGCGGAGACACCAUUUGACAGGACACGUCAAGACGUUCUCGAGGAGGUGAUCCACUUAAUUUUAACGCCGAGCGAAGACGUGGCAGGGACUGCUAAUUCCAAUCACCAGAGCGUCGACCAAUUGUACAGGGAAGCGGAACAACAAGGAAGAUCCGGAGGCGACUGCAUCUUGGCCUAUCCCGAUUGCAUCGAGUCACCUCUCGAAACGUUCACGGAGAUCGCAUUUCCUUAG